This is a messenger RNA of Coccidioides immitis RS, 405 nucleotides long. RefSeq lists its product as uncharacterized. NCBI's taxonomy places the organism in Eukaryota, Fungi, Ascomycota, Eurotiomycetes, Onygenales, Onygenaceae. The coding region runs from base 1 to 405 and encodes 134 amino acids. The transcript has 4 exons. The record is from RefSeq and is a predicted model, not a curated record.
AUGGGGCCAAAACAAUAUUCAAUAAGAGAGAAGAUUCAUGUAGUACAGAAGCAUCACCAGGUCUUGAAAGAUUAUGAAAAAGAUAUAUUCAAGACAGAAGAAACAGAUUACAAGAUAUAUUAUAAUACUGAAGAGAAUUCAACAAAAGAAGAGGGAACAGGAGAAGAAGCUAAAACAAGUCAGCUGCAGCAUUCUAUUGCUGCAUGUAAGCAGGCCCAGUUCCAACAAAUGAUAGUCAAGCUUGAGAUCAAGAUUAUGAACCAUGAUUAUAAUUAUCUUGCUGUAAAUCUGAUUAAAGAUAACAACAGUUUACCUACUCCAGAGAAGAUAGAGAAAGAUGAUUUUGAGAUUGUAAUGUUCUCUGAUAAGAAUAAUAAGAAAAAUAGUAAGGAGAAUAAUAAUUAA